This is a messenger RNA of Entrophospora candida, 531 nucleotides long. The record is from the annotation of a GenBank genome assembly. Lineage: Eukaryota; Fungi; Glomeromycota; Glomeromycetes; Entrophosporales; Entrophosporaceae.
AUUUUGGUAAAAUGUCUUGAAAAAAUCUUACCAAACCCAAUUAUACUUUUCCAAGAUGAUUUUUUCAAGCCUGAUUCAGAAAUUCCAUUAGAUAUUAAGACAAAUUUACAAAAUUGGGAUUGUCCUGAAGCAAUAAACUUUUUAUCAUUUCAUAAAACUUUAAAGAUUUUAUGCAACAACAACAAUAUUAAUGAUGAUAUCAGUAAAUCAAAAACUGAUGAAUUAUAUGAAAAAACUAUCAAAGAAUUACCAAAUAAUUUAGUAAAAGAAUUGUCAAAAAAAAUUGAAGAUGUAAUUAUUAAUAAUAAUACUGUUGAUAAUGAUGAUAAUAUUGAUAACUGGAAAUUUAUUUUAAUUGAUGGAUUUUUGUUGUAUUGGGAAAAAGAAAUUUUUAAAGAAAUAGAUUUGAAAUUUUUUAUUCAAGCAGAUUAUGAAAUUUUGAAAGAAAGAAGAGAUUCAAGGUCUAAAUACAUUACAUUGGAAGGUGAGAAGAAAGAUCGUUUAUUUACAUGUUUGGCCAAAUCAUGUUAA